UAUAUACGGAGUACAGUAUAUAUAAGUAACAAAAAAGGAAAAUUGCAGUGAGUGCACUCCGCGAGAGAGAAAGAGAGAGAUGGCAAGAAUCAAUUCAAUUUGCGUUGCUUUGCUAUGGAGUCUUGUUCUUUUCGGAACCUUAACUCAAAUUCAGGCUAAGAAGAAAUCAUCCGAAGAUCUGAAGGAAGUGACCAACAAAGUGUUCUUUGAUGUUGAGAUUGAUGGGAAACCAGCUGGCCGAAUUGUUAUGGGUCUCUUUGGCAAGGCGGUUCCCAAAACAGCUGAAAACUUCAGAGCAUUGUGCACUGGAGAGAAAGGUGUUGGGAAAUCCGGGAAACCCCUCCAUUACAAGGGAAGCAAAUUCCACAGGAUUAUUCCAAGUUUCAUGAUCCAGGGAGGUGAUUUCACUCUUGGGGAUGGAAGAGGUGGUGAAUCAAUCUAUGGAGAGAAAUUUGCUGAUGAAAACUUCAAGCUAAAGCAUACCGGACCAGGGCUUCUGUCUAUGGCAAAUGCUGGUAAAAACACCAAUGGUUCCCAGUUCUUCAUCACAACCGUAACAACCAGCUGGUUGGAUGGCAAACAUGUCGUAUUUGGCAAGGUACUUUCUGGAAUGGAUGUUGUCUACAAGAUGGAAGCUGAAGGAAAGCAGGAUGGUACUCCUAAAAGCAAGGUUACCAUCGCUGAUAGUGGAGAAAUUCCUCUAUAAUCUCUCAUCAACCUCUCCUAAUUCCUUCCUUUCCUUAAAAACAGAUGAAUUGGGGAAAAGACCAUAGUCCAACACUAGUCGGAUGCAAUGAAUUUGCACUUUAGUUUUAAUAUUAGGUGUUGUUGGACCCUUUAUUGGUUGGAAUCGCCUGUUUUUCAUCUCCGUGUAAACCCUAUAUCAUAUACGAUGAGCUGUUUUAUAGAUGAGUUAGAUUUUGCUGCUA
Spinacia oleracea (spinach) is the source of this 929-nucleotide messenger RNA. Its product is annotated as peptidyl-prolyl cis-trans isomerase CYP19-4. Gene Ontology annotation, cellular component: cytoplasm; intracellular membrane-bounded organelle. The coding region runs from base 80 to 706 and encodes 208 amino acids. Gene Ontology annotation, biological process: protein peptidyl-prolyl isomerization; protein folding. Lineage: Eukaryota; Viridiplantae; Streptophyta; Magnoliopsida; Caryophyllales; Amaranthaceae. Gene Ontology annotation, molecular function: peptidyl-prolyl cis-trans isomerase activity; cyclosporin A binding. The record is from RefSeq and is a predicted model, not a curated record. The transcript has 7 exons.